AUGGUUCAUCUCGCUGGGAAGGUUUGCAUAGUUACAGGUGCCACGCGGGGGAUUGGGAGAGGAAUCGCAUUGCAACUGGCUGAGAGUGGCGCAAAAGUUUAUAUCACUGGAAGGACUUUAGAGCCGCGAAAAGGGUCUAGCCUCGGUGGUUCGCUACGGGAAACGGCAAGUGAGGCUGAGGCAAGAGGAGGCACAUGUGUCCCCAUACAGUGCGAUCAUACUAGCGAAAAGGAUGUGGAGCGGUUGUUUGAGAUUGUGAAAAAUGAGAAUGAUGGACAACUAGAUAUUUUAGUCAACAAUGCCUACGCGGCAAUCAACGCAAUAUUUUCUUCGUUGGGGACCUCGUUCUAUGAAUUCCCACCCACUCUAUGGGAUGAUACCAACAAUGUUGGUCUACGGAACCACUACAUCUGCUCUGUCUAUGCAGCUCGUUUGAUGGUUCCCAGGAAGAAAGGCCUGAUAGUCAAUGUCUCCUCGGUUGGGGGUCUGCAAUACCUUUUCAAUGUUCCAUACGGAAUUGGGAAGGAUGCGUGUGACCGCAUGGCUGCGGACUGUGGAGCAGAACUGCGCAAACACAAUGUGGCUUUCGUGAGUCUUUGGCCAGGACCUGUAGCCACAGAGAAUGUCAUCGAUACGAUCCAAACCAAUAUUGAAAGCGGACGAAAUGACGAUCGCGAAGUACCGAAAGGAUAUGCAGACAAAGAUAUGCUGCCAACCUUCAAAAUAUGCGAAACUACUGAGUUUGCAGGGAAAUGCAUUGCGGGACUAGGCAGUGAUCCUAAUAUAAUGGCAAUGAGCGGCAAGGUAGUGACGACUUUCGACCUUGGCCGUAAGUACAAGCUGCAGGAUGCACAUGGACACGUGCCGAUCGACAUGUGCUCACUAAAAUUCGCUCUCCAACAUUCAGGGCACACUUGGCUGGCUUCAAUAACACCAAGUUUCAUACAGGUUCCAAAAUGGCUAAUGUGGUUAAGUGCAAAUAGGUUUUAUUAA
Messenger RNA from Mya arenaria, 993 nucleotides. RefSeq names its product dehydrogenase/reductase SDR family member 1-like. The record is from RefSeq and is a predicted model, not a curated record. Bases 1 to 993 code for a protein of 330 amino acids. The transcript has a single exon. Lineage: Eukaryota; Metazoa; Mollusca; Bivalvia; Myida; Myidae.